CCGCUGGGGGAAUGGCGCGCGCAUUUUGAAAGCCGGGCGGGUUCCAGGCGCUUCGGGAGCAGACGUUGUGCAGGGCCAGCGAGACGCCCAAGGGAUUGUGGGGUCUUGUCGGCGGCCCCUGGGGACCAGAGUUUGAGGCAGCCUUGGCCUGGACCUCCCGUGGGCCGCGGGCUCCUCCUCCACCUGCAGCGUGGCCGCCGCGGCCGGGACCUAGAGUGAUUAUUACAAUGGACGAAAUCAAUAAUUUUAAGACACCAAGCAAAUUAUCUGAAAAAAGAAAAUCUGGUAAGAUAGUGUUAUGUUCAACUCCAUGUAUAAAAAUUCCUGCCUCUCCGUUUAUGCAGAAGCUUGGCUAUGGCACAGGGGUAAAUGUCUACCUAAUGAAAAGAUCUCCAAGAGGCUUGUCUCAUUCUCCUUGGGCUGUGAAAAAGAUUAAUUCUAAAUGUAAUGGUGAUUAUCAAAGUAUGUAUCAAAAGAGAUUAACUGAUGAAGCUAAGAUUUUGAAAAGCCUUAAUCAUCCAAAUAUUAUAGGUUAUCGUGCUUUCACUGAAGCCAAUGAUGGGAGUCUGUGUCUUGCUAUGGAAUAUGGGGGUGAAAAGUCUCUAAAUGACUUAAUCGAAGAACAAAAUAAAGACAGCCACAGUCCUUUUCCAGCAGCCACAAUUUUAAAAGUUGCUUUGAACAUGGCAAGAGGGUUAAAGUAUUUGCACCAAGAUAAGAAGUUGCUUCAUGGAGACAUAAAGUCUUCAAAUGUUGUAAUUAAAGGUGAUUUUGAAACAAUUAAAAUCUGUGAUGUAGGAGUCUCUCUACCAUUGGAUGAAAAUAUGACAGUAACUGACCCUGAAGCCUGUUACAUUGGCACUGAGCCUUGGAAACCCAAGGAAGCUUUGGAGGAGAAUGGUAUUAUUACGGACAAAGCAGACAUAUUUGCCUUUGGCCUUACCCUGUGGGAAAUGAUGACUUUAAGUAUUCCACACAUUACUCUUUCAGAUGAUGACGACUAUGAUGAAGAUAAAACUUUUGAUGAAAGUGACUUCGAUGAUGAAGCAUACUAUGCAGCUUUGGGAACGAGGCCACCUCUUAAUAUGGAAGAGCUGGAUGAGACAUACCAGAAAGUAAUCGAGCUCUUCUCUGUGUGCACGAAUGAAGAUCCUAAAGACCGUCCUUCUGCUGCGCACAUUGUUGAGGCUUUGGAAGUAUUUGUCCAGUGAUCUCAUAUUCAUAACACCUGAGCUUCAAGUAUGGCUCAUGCAUAUAACUGUUCUCUUUACUGUAAUACAUUUAUGUUGUUACUGUGAUAACCCAUAAUUAUUAGACUAUUUAAAUUUUAGAACCAUAGCACCUUAUUAACAUAUGAAAAACUUUUUCUAUUAUAAAGGUAUUUCAUGUAUACUUACCAGCAUUUAAUAUCGUAGUGGGUUUUCUAUAAAACUUAAAUAUUUAGGCGUAAGGAACAAGUAUUGAAAUUUGUUCAUAGAGAUUUAAAACACUAGCAAAAUGUCAAACUCUUAUGUCUAACAUUUGGGUAGGGGGACCAACACUUUUACUAAUUAUCUUUCUUGCAUAUUCUCUACUUAAAUGGAUCUAUUUAAAUUAGCUCUUUGAAGUACGAAAGAAGUCUACAUUUGAUUAUCUUUUAAAACAUAAAAGCUGGUCUUUCUUGGCUGUUGUGCUUAUUAAAUAUGUUCAUUGGAAGCCGAGAGAAUAUGGCUCAGAGUAGCUCCUUGGGUAUUUCCAAACUUACAGUUAAGGCUUGUCUUGUCCUCUUGGUUCUUCUCAGAUCUUUGGUUUUUGCUUUCACUUAUUUAAUGUAUUUCUGUACUGAGGUCCCUUUUUAUUUUUUAAUUACUAAUCUAGCUCUUAAGCAUUUUACAGUUUGGGUGUAAAAACAAUAAAACUAAUAAGAUGAUAUAGAAUAAAAGACACUUAAGUUACCAGAAGAUGUGUUAUCUAUUUUAUACUCCUGUUGAUCUGAGUGUUAUUAAAGUUGCAAAUGAAUGUGAGUAGA
Pipistrellus kuhlii (Kuhl's pipistrelle) is the source of this 2008-nucleotide messenger RNA. It is a transcript of the gene PBK, whose product is annotated as PDZ binding kinase. The transcript has 8 exons. Lineage: Eukaryota; Metazoa; Chordata; Mammalia; Chiroptera; Vespertilionidae. The record is from RefSeq and is a predicted model, not a curated record. Gene Ontology annotation, molecular function: protein serine/threonine kinase activity; ATP binding. Gene Ontology annotation, biological process: protein phosphorylation. The coding region runs from base 228 to 1211 and encodes 327 amino acids.